Molecule: messenger RNA, 962 nt
Organism: Prorocentrum cordatum
Lineage: Eukaryota; Dinophyceae; Prorocentrales; Prorocentraceae
Source: the annotation of a GenBank genome assembly
GGGGGGGGGGGCGCCGCCAUCGCGCCGCCGUGACCGUCAGGCCGGACCAGCCCGCCCCCCCCCGCUGGGCCCCGCAGGCCCCGCCCACCUGCCGCGGGCUCGCGCGGGUGCAUGGCCUGCUGCCGCGCCGCCGACCAUCAGGCCUCGCCGGGGGCCGCCGUCGGCCGUGGGCCCCCCCGUCGCGGGAGGCGGGAGGCCGAGUACGAGGAGCUGCGCGAGCCCGCGGAGGCUGGCGAGGCCCCCGCCUCCCCCAGCGCCCCGCCGCCGCCGCGGCCCGGAGCCAGCGGCGCGGGGGUCCCUCCGCCGGAGGCUGCCUGUCCGGCGGCACUGCGUUGCGUGGCGGUGGCGUACCGCGGCGCGCGGCGGCCGCUGGUGUGCCAGCGCUUUCCCGUGGCCGGCUUCGCGGAGUUGCGGGAGCGGUUAGGCAGCGACGCCAUCGUGGCGUGCAGGGAGCUCCGCCACCACCUCCCCGGCGCCAGUGCCUGCCCGCUGGCGCAACCGAGGGCCCUGCACCACGCCUUCACGCUGCUGGAGGUGGUGGGGGCGGUGGACACCUUUGAGCUGUGCCUCGAGAGGUUCGGCGAGGAGCUCGAGGUGAUGUUCGGCACCAGCCGGACGAUGCGGCCCUACGCCAGGCGGUUCCGCGCCACGGGCGAGGAGCGGGGCGAGAGCUGGAUGCGGCCCAUCACCGAGCAGCCGCGGAGUCCCGUUGGUCCCGAGGCUGGGCUCCCGCGCGUCACGGUCAGCGGCCUGUGCCACUGGCUGGAGGGGCUGCUGGCGGCCUGGCCGCCCUUCAGCGCGGCGGGGGCCAACUCGCAGCACUUCUCGCUGGCGCUGCAGGCCUUCCUCACCGCGCCCGGCGAGCAGUGCCCGCCGGGCGACGCCCGCGAGCCGCCGCCGGCGGCCGGCGUGCCCGAGGCGCUCGUGCAGGGGCGGCCGGGGCCCGAGGCGGACGCCGAGGA